This is a messenger RNA of Spirometra erinaceieuropaei, 2086 nucleotides long. Lineage: Eukaryota; Metazoa; Platyhelminthes; Cestoda; Diphyllobothriidea; Diphyllobothriidae. The record is from the annotation of a GenBank genome assembly.
AUGGUACGUCAGCUGCACGACGGUAUGAUGGCGCGAGUCACGGACAACGGAGCUGUCUCAGACGCAUUCGCAGCGACCAAUGGAGUGAAGCAGGGAUGCGUACUGGCGCCUACCCUCUUCAGUCUUAUGUUCUCUGCCAUGCUGAUGGACGCGUACCGCGACGACCGCCCAGGGAUCCGCGUCGCCUACAGGACGGACGGUGACCUCCUGAAUCAACGGCGGAUGCACUUCAAAUCGCGCGUAUCCACAACCACAGAUCACGAAAUCCUCUUCGCCGACGACUGCGCCCUGAACACCACUUUGGAAGAGGAGAUGCAACGCAGCAUGGACAUAUUCUCCGCCGCCUGCGAGAAAUUCAGUCUGGUCAUUAACACGCAGAAGAGGGUGGUGAUGCACCAACCGCCACCCGACUCAUCCACAGCCCCCAACGAGCCGCCGCAAAUCAGCGUGAAUGGGACCCAACUGCAAGUGGUGGAGAACUUCCCGUACCUGGGCAGUACUCUCUCCCGCAACACCAAGAUCGACGACGAAGUCACCAACAGCAUCUCGAAAGCCAGUCAAGCCUUCGGUCGCCCCCAAAGCACAGUUUGGAAUCGCCACGGUCUUCAGCUGAGCACGAAGCUGAAGAUGUACAAGGCCGUCAUCCUGCCGACACUACUGUAUGGAGCGGAGACUUGGACGGUGUACGCAAAGCAGGCACGCCGACCGAACCACUUCCACCUCAGUUGUCUUCGUCGCAUCCUGAGACUGAACGGGCAGGAUCGCAUCCCCGAUACGGAUGUGCUGCAACGUACAGGAAUCCCCAGCAUCUACGCCAUACUGAGGCACCUGCAGCUGCGCUGGAGCGGCCACCUGGUGCGCAUGUACGACGAACUACUUCCCAAACGACUCUUCUACGGAGACUGGGAGAAGCUCGCACUCGAUCGACCGACCUGGAGGAGGACAGUGAAGACAGGCGCUGCGAUCUACGAAGCUUACCGCAUCGCUGCCGCCAAAGUGAAACGCGAAGCCCGCAAAUCACAACUUCUCCCAGUACGCAACGCCGUUGCACAACCGCUUCCAACGUGUCCUCAAUGUCAACGGACAUUCGUGGCUCGAAUCUGACAUGUUGGACACCUUCGGAUCAACUGCGCCUCUCCAACUGCCCCAACCAUCGUCCCCCCGCCCGCCUCUUCCUCCCCUCCUCCGCCAACUAACUCUGACAAUUCUUCUGACCCACCACUUCCAUCCUCCUCCUCCUCCUCCUCCUCCUCCUCCCCCUCCUCAUCAUCCUCCUCAUCCUCCUCCACCACUGCCCCAACGGCACAUCACCAACCGCGACACAACAACAGACACCACCCCUACCUCUCCCUACUCCAGCGAUGAGGAUCAGGACAACACCUGCCCUCACUGCGACCGCACCUUCACCUCACACAUCGGCAUGGUCGGUCACUUGCAAAUCCAUCGCACAGAGAGUGGCGAGCCAGUGCCUGGAGCACCAACCUACACACACCGCACUCGCCCCCACUGCCCACACUGCCCACACUGCCCUCGCACCUUCACGCCUCGCAUGGGUCUAUUCGGCCACAUGCGCAUUCACGAGAGCGGAAUUGACCACAAUUCUGACACACCCACCACAUCCAACACACCCAUCAGGCCCAGCACCGCCCUCGCUCCAUCGCCACACGCGCCCAUCACCACCACCACCAUCAUUGCUUCCACUACAGCUGACACCGACAACGUGGACCUCUCAUGCCCACACUGCCCACGCACGUUCACCUCACGCAUCGGCCUGGUCGGUCACUUGCGAAUCCAUCGCAUAGAGACUGGCGAACCAGUGCCUGGAGCACCCACCUAUACCCACCAAGCUCGUCUCAACUGCCCGCACUGCCCUCGCACUUUCAGGCAUCGCAUGGGCCUUUCGGACACAUGCGUAUCCACGAUGACCUGCGGUAGACAACCGCCGGUUACACCACACAUCCACACACUCCCUACCUUCCUCCACUAUCACCACCACACAUCAACACGCACCCAACUGCCACCUCCCACGCAAGUGGGAAGUCCGCAUCUCGACUCGGUCUCCAUGCGGCUUCGGCUGCACGGGUGA